This is a messenger RNA of Oryctolagus cuniculus (rabbit), 4404 nucleotides long. Its product is annotated as deacylase AADAC-like. Gene Ontology annotation, molecular function: carboxylic ester hydrolase activity. Gene Ontology annotation, cellular component: membrane. The record is from RefSeq and is a predicted model, not a curated record. Lineage: Eukaryota; Metazoa; Chordata; Mammalia; Lagomorpha; Leporidae.
AUGGGACAAAAACCUCUUUUGCUUCCAACUAUGGGGAUUCUUGGGACCUAUUAUGUUUAUACACCUCUCCCUGGUAAUACUGAGGAGCCUUGGAGACUGAUGUAUAUGAAUAUAGCGGUGAAAACUAUGACAAAUUCGUGCUCUUUGGACUUCACUAAGAAUUUCUGGACUGCCUAGGAGAUGACAAACUGAACUGUGGAAUUUGUAUUCAGGAAAUUAUACAACAGUGUAUGUGGAAGCUUAAGACAUACAAUCACAAAUCAACAUAUUCAGAAGUGCAUUUGUAGCAUUGCUGAAGUACAAAGACCCAAAGAGAACCACCAUGAGAAAAAAGACAAUUUUGCUUCUGACUGCGGGGAUUUUGGGAGCCUAUUAUGUUUAUACUCCUCUCCCCGAUAAUAUUGAGGAACCGUGGAGACUGAUGGGCGUGAUUGCAGUAUCCAACACAAUAACAAAUUUGUUUCUGUUUGCUGAAUUCUUAGGAAUCAACCAUUUAAUGAACAUUGCAAUGUUUUUCAUUUUCCUUAUGGAAGUCCCACCCACAUCUGAUGAAAAUGUCACUGUAACAGAGACAACAUUUGACGGCAUUCCCGUCCGCGUGUAUGUGCCUAGAAGAAAGUCUGAGACGCUGAGAAGGGGCUUGUUUUACAUUCACGGUGGCGGCUGGUGUUUGGGGAGUGCUGCUAUGCUUUCUUAUGACUUUCUCUCAAGAAACACAGCAAAUAGGCUUGAUGCUGUUGUCGUUUCAACCAACUACAGACUAGCACCUAAAUACCAUUUUCCCAUUCAAUUUGAGGAUGUCUAUGGUGCAUUAAGCUGGUUUUUACGCAAAGAUAUUCUUGAAAAAUACGGUGUGGAUCCUGAGAGAGUUGGUGUUUCUGGCGACAGUGCUGGUGGGAAUUUAGCCGCAGCCGUGACUCAGCAGCUCCUUGGGGAUCCAAAUGCCAAGGUCAAACUCAAGACCCAGUCUUUAAUAUAUCCUGCACUUCAGAAUCUGGAUCUGGAUUUACCAUCGUAUCGAGAAAAUUCCAAUUUUCCAAUUCUGCCCAAAUCACUGGCAGCCAGGUACUGGAGUGAAUACUUCACCACAGACAGAUCACUUGAAAAGGCCUUGCUCCUCAAUCAGCACGUCCCAGUGGACUCAAGUCACCUGUUCAAAUAUGUUAAUUGGAGCUCCUUGCUCCCUGAGAAGUUUAAGAAAGGACAUGUCUAUAACACUCCAACCUAUGGUAGUUCUGAACUGGCCCAAAAAUACCCAGGGUUCCUAGAUGUGAGGGCUGCACCCCUGCUGGCUGAGGACACCCAAAUGCGUGGCUUACCCCGGACCCAUGUCAUGACCUGUCAGUAUGACGUCUUAAGAGAUGACGGAGUCAUGUAUGUUACCCGACUCAGGAACAAUGGUGUUCACGUGACUCACACUCACAUAGAGGAUGGAUUCCACAGAGCCUUUUCACUUCUGAAUUUAAAAAUUUGUUACAGGAUGAUAAAUCAAUAUAUUGAUUGGCUAAGGGAAAAUCUAUAGUAGCAAUCUAAGCAAUGGAUUAUUAAAAUAUGUAAUUCUUGGAUCAGAGAAUAUAUUAAUGAAAAUUAGAGGUUUUAUAUUUGAAUUGCUGUUUACUAUCUGUGACCUAUGAUUCUAGUCCUUACAACGUGGUGUGUGUAUGUGUGUGUGUGUAUGUGUGUGUCUUUUAGUGGUAUCUUGCUUUCUGUUUUAUUCCUUAGAUGUUGUUCAUUCACACUGGGGCAAAUACUUAGUUUACUAUUUGUUUUUACGUUACUUCACUCCUAAACUUACAACUGUAGCUUUUUGAUUGUCUAAUGUUAUUUAUUAGAUAUGGCACUUUCAGUUUUUUAAAUGUUAGAGUUUUGAUUGGCAUGGAUUUAGAGUCUUGGCAUUGUGUCCUGUGAAACUCCUAUGAAUCAUGAGCCAACUGCUUUAAAGUCUUGGCACAACACACUGCCAUUUGCCUAUAAUGGUACCAUCACUUCUUAAUACAUAACUAUUCAUGUCCUGGGAUACUAAAAUUAAUGCCAGUGGUUUCUCACUUUCCAAAAACCCAGCUCUCAUCUAGCGAUAGUUUGGAGAUAUUCAGGUUGGGAAGAAGCCAGCAAAAGGCAAUAGCCACUCAUUUGACUGGCCUGACAGUAUUGAGUACAGCUAGCACAUGCAAGAAAUAUUGUAAUCAGUGUGAAAAAUCAGAAUCUGCACAAUGGAGGGAAAACAGAAUUAAAGUUCCUCAAUAUUAGACCUCAGAUAUUAAGCUGUGCUGACCAUACUUUAAGUAAUAUUUGAUCAUUUUGGUGGUACACGGAGGAAGGCAGCCCAAUGCUGGUGAAGGACUCCUCUCAAUCUCCAGAAAUCAGGGUUUCUUUUUCCUUUCUGUCCAGCUGUUGUCAGCUGGAAACAAUUGUGAGCAGAUAUUUCAUUUUUCACUAUUUUAGCUAGAAAAAUGGUAGCAACCAUAGAAGUCCAGUCCUAUCCUUAACUACUUAUUGUAAUUGUAAAGAACCAUAGCCAUGUGACACAUCAGAUGGUAUGUUUACCUGAAGAGUGAUUUUUUUUAUCUGAAAACAUAUGUUAAAAAAACACUACCAAUAUUUUCUUAAGUAAAAUUAUAAGGGAGUAAAACAUUGAUAACUAACAAACAGGCUGCAGAUCCUAUAGGAAUAGUUGGUUUAAAAUGACAUGUGCAAAAUAAAUAGGAAUGUUUGGGGGCAAACACUAUGGGAUGAAUGUAUAAAUGACUCACACCUGUGGGACAUCACUCUAAUAUUUAUUUAUUCAACAAGUUAUAGAAAGCCUUUGUUUUUUUCUUUGUUGCUUCCACUUGUAUGCCCUGCCCCUAUGCCUCCUUUAAAGAACUUACACACUAAAAUAAUCGAUGUUGAAUAUUUGGGAAUAUAUUCUUAUUUGGAAUGGGAAGAUACAUUUAAAUAUGAACAUGAAUAAUGACCUAAACUACAUGAUUGAAGAAUCAAACAAUGUUGAAGAAAUGAACUGAGAUCAACUAUACCAGGCAUCCUCGGACUCCUGUAGAAGAUACAGUAGAGUAUGGGAAUGAUGACAAACCAAGAACCAGCAACAAAAGUUCUCUAGUUUUUAUCUAAAAUUCAAAUCUGAUACAAAAGUAAAUCUUGAUCUCUGAUUGAUACUAUUACAUAGUAAAAUAAUAUGGGUCAUUAUGGGUGUCCUCUACAUUACCAAAUGCUUUCUUGAAUUCUAAGUCACCAGAACUGGCUAUUCCUAAUUGCUAUUUCUCCUGUCUUCAUCAAACAAUUUCUUAAUUUAUUUUUAUAUUGCAUACACUAAUCUUGCAGGUCAUUGUGUGUACCUUACUCUAACCUUUCUAUAGCUCCUCCUGAAUCCCUGUAGUCUUUCUACCACACUCUCUGAAACUCAUGGUUUGUCAUAAUGACACCCCCAAGCUUUGAUCUGUGACUUCUAUCAACAUUCAUCUGAGACUAGUACUUAAUUAAACUCAAUAGAUGAUUAAAAUCCAAAGACAUAAAUUGAUGAUACUAAGAGAGUAGAAACUCUCUUAUGGGACCAGUGGGAGGUCCUUAGGUCAGAAAAUAUGUCUUGUGAGAGGUGUGGUUAUAAACUGACUUGUGCCCACCUGGUGUCUCUCUGUUCCCUAGCUCACCUGUGAUUCUUCCUCUACCUUUGGUCCAUGUUCCACUCCCUGCCAUUGCUAACUUCAUUAGUGGCCAGACCAAUGGGGCUUACUCAGUAUGGACUUGAACCCACAAAGCUGUGAGCUAAAUAAAUAUGUCUUCUUUUUAUAAGAACUUAUUUCAGCUAUUUCCUUAUAGAGAGCAAAAGUUGACUAAGUGCUUGCCUAACUCUUUUCUCCAUCUGCUAGAACAUUUCUAUCAGAGUACAAAUAUGAUGAAAUUUCACCUUUUUAAAUAAAAAAAUCCCAUUUCCCUAAUAACUCUAUUUUCUCUUCCACGUUCCACCCUAUUUAUUUAUUUCUCUUUAUAUGGCUUCAUUCAUGUUUAAAGUUACCUAACUACUCCUGCUUCCCUCAGUUCAUCCAUAUAUUGGAAUGUUCCUACCUCAUCAUAGAGAUUUUUCCAAUUGGUAUCCCUAUAUCUUUAGGUCCUUCCCUGGGAUACCCAUGUGACUAAUUUCUCUUCCUUCCAAAAUAUUAUUUUGUGAGCUCAAACAAACCCACAAAAAUAAUAAAUCAAACAGAUAUUGAUAAUUGGCCUGGAUGAUGGAUGAUGGCCCAACUUCUUGGGUUCCUGCCACUCAUGUGGGAAACCAAGAUGGUGUUCCUAGUUCCUGACCUCAAACUGGCCCAACUAUAGCUGUUGUGAGCAUUUGGUGAGUGUAUCAGUGAAUGGACUCUCUCUCAAUCUCUCACACACACUCACACUCAUUCUCUCCAUAUCUAUGUC